UCAUUUAUAUACAGUCUCUGGUCCUGACAAAACUCAACAGAAGAGAGACGAGAUUUCAAAAAGAUGACACUUGCUUCAGUCUGCGGACUUCUCUUGCUGUGUGUCCACUUCUACUUUGUGGAUGCAGACAAUAUUUUCGAUGGCUCUUCGUCCCAUUUCGUACAGCGUCGGGACACCAACACCAAGAGGAAUUAUACUGAUGGCAUUGGAACGGUGUUCACGGUCUCCCCGACCUGGUACCUCAGUGUGGGCGACACCGUAGUCAUCAACUGCACCACACACAAUGAAAUAGGGAACUACAGCGACAAGAUGGACCUGCAGCUGACCUGGACCAAGAUGAGCCCUGGAGAGAGGACCAAGAAGGUCCUGGUGAGCCAGCGAGCCUUCAAAAAAAUCUCCUAUGUGCUUGGUCCUGUUACCCAUGAGCACCAGGGUGUCUACACCUGCAACGGCGACGGCAGCUUUCCGAAUGUUUAUGUUCAUGACUGGCACCAAAUGAUCUGGGUGGCUGAUGCUUCUCCGAGAGCCUCCAUAGAUGUGAUCAGCCAUAACCGGAGCCAGUUCUUCUACAAUGAGACGUUCACUGUGAGCUGCCAGUUGCCCGACGACAACACCCAAUGGAAGAUGAUGAGACAUAUCAACUGGUUAGGAGAUCUCACGGAGUGUCCCAACCAAGUGUCUUCCGGACGCCGCCUGUCCUGUACCGUACGCUCCGGUCACCCCUGGUCGGAUCAGUUGUUCUGGUGUGAGAAUCCAGCAGGAGAGAGGAGCAACGUCCUCAACGUCACCACCACUUUAGCGAAGGCAGCUCUGGAGAUUCCCCCACUUCCUGUGUUGGAGGGCGAGGACGUGACGCUGCGCUGUUUACUCAGAGACAGAACCACCAAGGAAAUCAGCUCCAACCACAGGGCCUUAUUUUACAAGAACGGCCGUGUGAACUGGCAUGAACAGAAAGACCUCCAAACUCUGACAGCAGUGACCAAGGCUGACGAGGGACUCUACAAAUGUCGCCAUAAAGAGGGAGAAUCUCGGGACAGUUGGCUCACUGUUAAAGCUCGGCCAGAGGCAGACCAGGACGAGAAGAGUGACGAUGUCAUCAAGACGGCGUAGAUGUUCCCUGGCUCCGCCUCCAGGCCUAGUCCUGCUCUCUGAUUGGUCGAAUGACCCCAACUGUCUCUCACAACAGUAAACAUCAGAGGCUUCAAGAAUCUUUUUGUGUCUAAAUCAGAUCUGUUGCACACUCGUGUUUCUGAUUGAUAAAUCUGAAUGACUUUGAUUGAAUUUACACUUUGUUUUAAUUAAAUAAAAAUCAUAUAUCUCAUCAUAAAUAAUGAUGGAAAAUUAAAAACCAAUAAUAUUUUCUAAAUUAAUUAAUGUCUACUUUUAACUUUAACAUGAGUCUUGGUACAUUUGAUGGCAAAUUAAAUUAAUUAAUGGGAAAAUUAGAUAGGAAAAUAAAUUACAUAACUCAUGUUAUAUCAUCUCAUAAAUAAUGAUGGAAAAUAAAAAUGUGCGUGAUAUUGUUAUGUUUAAUAUAAUUCUUGGAUGGCCAUUUACAUUAAUGUAAAUAAUUAAUAAAUAGGAAAAUAAAUUACACAACUAAUAAUAAAUAAAAAAGCAAAUAAAAUAAUAAUGUAUGUGAUUUAAUAAAUUAAUGUUUCAUAUAAUGUUUGGUACAUUUGAUGGCAAAUUAAUUAAUGGGGGAAAAAAUUGGGGGGGAACCCCAUAACUCAUAAUAAAUAAUAAAGGAAAAGAAAAAAAGAAAAAAGUAUGUAAAAUUUAAUACAUUUAUUUAUGUCUACAACUUUUAAUAUAAUUAUUGGUAGAUUUGAUGGCAUAUUAAAUUAAUUAAUGGGAAAAUUAGAUAGGAAAAUAAAUAACAUAACUCAUGUCAUAUCAUCUCAUAAAUAAUGAUGGAAAAUAAAAAUGUGCGUGAUAUUGUUAUACUACUGUUAUGUUUAAUAUAAUUCUUGGAUGGCCAU
Messenger RNA from Centropristis striata (black sea bass), 1982 nucleotides. RefSeq lists its product as uncharacterized. The transcript has 9 exons. Bases 64 to 1110 code for a protein of 348 amino acids. The record is from RefSeq and is a predicted model, not a curated record. Gene Ontology annotation, biological process: cell surface receptor signaling pathway. NCBI's taxonomy places the organism in Eukaryota, Metazoa, Chordata, Actinopteri, Perciformes, Serranidae. Gene Ontology annotation, molecular function: transmembrane signaling receptor activity.